Molecule: messenger RNA, 2526 nt
Organism: Daphnia magna
Lineage: Eukaryota; Metazoa; Arthropoda; Branchiopoda; Diplostraca; Daphniidae
Product: zinc finger MYM-type protein 1-like
Exons: 5
Coding region: 155-1252 (365 amino acids)
Molecular function (GO): protein dimerization activity
Source: RefSeq, a predicted model, not a curated record
UGCACGUGAAAACUGCGGAGUGUUUCAGUAAAUUUGUGGCUUGCUGAACAGCCAUAGUGUUUGUGAUUUACUAGUGUAAUAGUGUACGUCUUACGUCAUGUAAGUGAGUAGUGACGUGUAAUAUUUAGAUUGGUUUGCAAGUUUUUUUGGUGAAAUGGAUAAAUUCGUUAUCCGAUCAAAGAAAAACAGUUCUGAUUUUCAAUCAGUACCAGCUGUUACAGUAUCCCCGUGUAGUAACAGUGAAGAAAUAGUUGACGUUCACGAAGAUUUUAAUGAACCAGUACCAUCUGGGUUAACAGACCAAGUUUCAGAUAGCCUGAGUGAUGUAAUACCUUUGAGUCAAUCUCAUUGUGCUUGUGCUCGUGCUGUUGCAGAAGCUUCUGCAUCAAAAUCUAAACAAAAGCCUUAUGGACGGCGGUUCAUUCCGAAAUGGACAGAGACAUUUUCGUGGAUAGAAUACCGUAUAGAAACUUUGAAAGUUUACUGCAAAAUUUGUACUCAGGCUUCCAAAUUAGGGCUCCCAUUGCCUCGCGAAUCUAGAGAGAAGGAUGCAUUUCAAGCUUUUGUAGAAAAGGGAUUUGAUAGAUGGAAAGAUGCUAUCGAGAGAUUUAAAAUCCAUGAACGAUCUGCUCUUCACCUAGCCGCCGUUUCCGGCCUACUUGAUGCUGAAAAAACCCCAAUUUCUGCCACUUUCUCAAAUAUUCUUAAAAGGGAUAUGGAAGAUAACAGAAGUGCACUGAAGCGAAUCUUUUCGAGUAUACGAUACUUGUGCUUGCAAGGCUUAGCAAUUCGAGGCAAAACAGAAGAGACAUCUAAUCUUCGCCAACUACUUAUCGAGAGAUCUUUGGAUUAUCUUCCAUUGCAAAAAUGGUUGGAAAGGCCAGAAAAAUUCAAAUGGCUUUCACCCGAAAUUUGUAAUGAAAUCAUCACGGAUUUUUCUCUUGCAACCCAAAGGGACAUUGUUGCAACUUUGCAAAGUAGAGUUUACUUUGGUCUGAUGCUUGAUGAAUCGUCAGAUAUAUCAGCUAAGGAACAGGUUUCCAUAUGCUUUCGAACAGUCGAUGACGACUUUGAAAUCUAUGAAGAUUUUUUAGGAUUUUAUGAAACGGCCACAACCAAAAACGCGGAUCUCUUUAAUAUUGUGAUGGACACCCUGAAAAGGCUGAGGUUUCCAGGAAUACCAAUAUUGCCAACACCAUGUCUCUUGUGCAGAAUUUCAUUGCAUUUGCCAGAGGAUCUCCAAAGCGCUUAGCUUGGUUCCAUAACUUCCAGGAUCAAAAUGAUAAUGCAGAUGCCAAUGGAACAUCGUUUCGUCCCUUUUGUCCAACUCGGUUUAUUAUGCGCAAGAUAUCAAUCAUAUCCAUCACUAGUAAUUAUUCUUCCCUCAUUGAAUGGCUACAAGACCUUGAAACAAAUGAAGAUUUCGUCAAAUGUAAAGCCGAAGCUGCAGGAUUUUUAGCAUCGUUCCAGAGAUUUGACACAUCUUUUAAACUCGAAAUGCUGCGACAAAUUUUUACAACGUUGGAGGAUGCAAACACCCAGUUACAAGGAGCCCAGUUAAAUUUCCAGCGAGCAGAAGCCGUUAUUGAAGCAUUGAAAAAGGUUUUCAUAGAUGCUAGAUCCGAAGAACGUUUUGAUGUCCUGUGGACGUCGGCUGAAGCUUCAGCAAAAUUUUAUGAUUUGGAUGAGCCGGAAUUGCCCCGUCAAAGAAGACCUCCGGCGAGACGCACUGGAUCGGCAGCAGCUUAUUUCCCCUCUACGCCGAAAGAAAUGUAUCGCAAGAUUUACUUCGCUGCUUACGACGGAGUCAUUGUUGGGCUUUCGGACCGUUUCGAACCAAGUUCGACUACGACUCAUUUGAAGAAAGUUGAAGAAUUUCUCAUUGGGAAAACUGGAGUUGAAUAUUUAGAGGAAUUCUAUCAGAAUGAUUUUGAAGAUUAUCAGCGACUCCUACUUCAUCGAAAUAUUGCACUGGAUGCAGCCAAGAGUGAAAAAAAGAGAUUAAAGAUUUUCAGGACUUUCUCGACUUCCUCAAGAUGGAUCAUCAUAUGGGGUAUUCGCUCUUUAGCAUCCGAAGUUGUCAAGCUAGUCAAGAUCGUUCUUACUAUGGCAGUCACGACUUGCACCGCUGAGCGUUCAUAUUCCGGUUUAAGGCGACUCAAAAGUUACCUACGCUCAACAAUGACUCAGAAAAGAUUGAACGCCGUCGCUCUACUAAACACUCACCGUGAUAUCGUUAAAACUUUUGAUUUGGACGUGCGUUUAGAUAAUUUCAUUGCCAAAGUUCACUUGCGUAUGCGAACAUUUUCUAUGUCAAAUGCCACAAACGGCAAGUCAAAUGUAAAGCCAAUUGACUCUUAGGAAUUAAUGAUUUUGUUAAGCUUAAGCAGGUGCAAUAUUCAAUAUUAUUUAUUAAUCCAGUUAUCUAAAAUCCAGAACACUUCAUUCCUUGAAUCCUUGUCCUCCUCCUUAUGAAUCAAUGCACCAUGCGCUUGUUGUUUCAAUACAGUUUCACUUUCAACAGUU